Messenger RNA from Argentina anserina (silverweed cinquefoil), 483 nucleotides. RefSeq lists its product as uncharacterized. The transcript has a single exon. The record is from RefSeq and is a predicted model, not a curated record. Lineage: Eukaryota; Viridiplantae; Streptophyta; Magnoliopsida; Rosales; Rosaceae. Bases 1 to 483 code for a protein of 160 amino acids.
AUGGAGCAAUCAUUCGUCAAUCAGGUGGUUAUGGCGGAAGCACAACACGAUGAUGGAUCAACACGACCAAGCGGCUCAUGUCGCGAUAAAAAACUGAAUAAGCCACGUCAAAGGCUAUCUAGGGGACACAAUCUCAUAGAAGAUUAUUUGGUCGAACGUCCAAUCUUCGACGCUCAAGACUUUCGCCGGAGGUACAGGAUGAGCAGAGACCGAUUCAAUAUUAUCAUGUCGGACCUCUGCAACCACGACCUGUCUUGGCAUGAAAUAGAAGACACCACUGGUUUGCUAGGGCUACUUCCACAACAAAAGAUGAUCGGGGCUCUACGAAAGCUAGUGUACGGGUCAGCCGCAUAUCAGUGUACUGAAAUUACAAGGAUGGGAGAAUCGACUACCCUGGAAUGUUUGAAGGAGUUUUUCAGCCAAGUGGUUCAUCUCUAUGGUCCAAGAUACCUCCGCAGUCCAACACCUGCAGACCUCACAUGA